Penicillium cataractarum is the source of this 1212-nucleotide messenger RNA. Its product is annotated as mitochondrial 54S ribosomal protein mL44. The transcript has a single exon. The coding region runs from base 1 to 1212 and encodes 403 amino acids. Gene Ontology annotation, molecular function: ribonuclease III activity; double-stranded RNA binding. Gene Ontology annotation, cellular component: nucleus. The record is from RefSeq and is a predicted model, not a curated record. Gene Ontology annotation, biological process: rRNA processing; primary miRNA processing; regulation of gene expression. NCBI's taxonomy places the organism in Eukaryota, Fungi, Ascomycota, Eurotiomycetes, Eurotiales, Aspergillaceae.
AUGAAGAGGGUACAGCUCCAACGAUGGAGCAGUACAGUCCUUUCGACACGGGCUCGGGCUGCUAGCCGACUGCAUCAACAAGUGUUUGCUACCGGAUCGCGGUGCCAAUCGACGGCAUCUCCCCUGCAGGCUGAGUCCAGCGCUCAAGAAGGCCUUGGAGAUGCUGGCUUUGAAGAUGUGGAGUUGAUGAAGCACGUUCGAAGUGCUCACAGGCGCAAGGACAUGCUCAAAUAUCCCUCUCCUCCGGUCGAUGCCGCGCUCAAUUCCGCCAAACUCGCUGCUCUUCACGCUCGACUCUACCUCCCCUCCCGAUUACCCCCUCAGACGCUUGCGCGAGCAUUGGUUGAUGCCUCCGCGGAUUCCAACCCCGAUUUCAACAACGAAUCGCUAGCCACGCUUGGUCACGACCUCCUCACCUACUACACCACCGAGCACCUCCUUUGCACCUACCCCCGCCUUCCCUUGACUGUCAUCUUUGCCGCCAUGUACGCCUAUGCCGGUCCCAAAACACUCGCUGCGAUGGCCAGAGAAUGGGGUGUGGAACAUGCUUCAUUGCCUGGUGGAGAAGUCGAUCCCGGUCUGCUGCAGUUCCGCAGGGUCGCACCUGGCAGCGACUUGAAUGUCCUUUAUAACAAACGCACACCUCGCCCAUAUGCUGCACAGAAAGCAUGGAGGAUGACGGUGACAUCGAAGAUCUUCUACGAUGACGAGUUUGGUGACGCGAUCAAGGGACCGGAAACUUCGGGUGAGGGUGUUACGGCUGAGCUCGCCAGUGCCACUUUCGUCCGCGCCGUGAUGGGUGCCAUCUACCUCCACGCUGGCCGUCCGGCAGCCAAGCGCUUCUUUGAGCAGCACUUCCUCUCUCGACACCUCAACAUCUCCCAGCUGUUCAACUUCUCCCAGCCCGCCCGUGACCUGGCUCGUCUGUGUGCCCGCGAAAACUUCGAGCCCCCAGUUGCCAGAAUUAUUAGCGAGACCGGUCGGAAGAGUAGACAUCCCGUCUUUGUGGUCGGUAUCUUCUCUGGCCAGGAUAAGCUGGGCGAGGGCGCUGGCGCCAGCCUGAUCGAGGCCCGAGAGCGCGCGGCUCUCGCUGCUCUGAAGGGAUGGUAUCUCUACAGCCCCCUCAACGUGCGUGUUCCUAGCUCUAUGGAGGAAGAGGGUGCUGCGCCCUGGAAGCCCGUCUAUGUUGACCUGGGUGAGGUCAUCGUCUAA